This is a messenger RNA of Xenopus laevis (African clawed frog), 1090 nucleotides long. Its product is annotated as dixin-A-like. NCBI's taxonomy places the organism in Eukaryota, Metazoa, Chordata, Amphibia, Anura, Pipidae. Bases 495 to 917 code for a protein of 140 amino acids. The record is from RefSeq and is a predicted model, not a curated record. The transcript is spliced from 6 exons.
AGACAGCCUUUCAGUAAUUCGGGGUUUCUGGAUAACAGAUCCAAUUCCUGUAUCAUUAUUUUAUCAUGGCAUGGUCUACUUAUGAGAACAUGUCAAAGAAGCGUGUGUAAGUUAUGUAAGUAAGAUGAUAAUUGGUCCCUGUGCUUGGUUCCACUCAGAGCCCAGAGCAGUCUUAAUUUGCACUACCAUGGAAAAUAUGCCACUGCCCACCUUAAAAUUAAAUGCAGGCCAUGUGGUGUUGAACAUCCUAAAUGAAUCUGUUUAUUUUUUUAGGUGGACUUACAGAGAAAAAUGGAAGAGAGGAGCCAGUUUAUUGCAGACUAUAAAAAAGAUUUAACCAAGAAGGAAUGGCUUAUACAACAACUGCAAGGAAAGCUUGAUGAAUCUCAACGGAAGCUUUCUGAAGCCAACUAUCACAAGACUGACCUUCAGAAAGAGUUGGAUCACCGGAAGGCUCUUCCUCAGCAGUACAUGAAUGAAGAAGAUGAUCAGCAAUGUCACAUUCACAGAGCACCCCAGUCAUGGGCAGCAGCAACUCAUCCACCAAAGUGCUGUACUUUACUGACCGCUCUCUGACACCCUUCAUGGUCACUUUACCAAAGAGUUUAGGAGAGGUGACACUGAGGGACUUCAGAGCAGCUAUUGGUCAAGAGGGAAGUCACAGAUACCACUUCAAGGCUUUGGAUCCUGAAUUUGGAACAGUGAAAGAAGAGGUGUUUCAUGAUGAAGAUAUUAUUCCAGGCUGGGAAGGUAAAAUAGUAGCCUGGGUGGAAGAAGAUCACGGAAGCAUUUGGUACAAUGAGAAACUCCAUGAUACGGGUCUGGAUAUUUUAUCAUGCUGCCAAAAGAGGAUUCUGCAGGCACCAAAAGGAAAGCUCAUACAUAGUUCCAGCUGCAGGAAAGUGGAUCCUUACUAGUUGCUGGUGAUGCCUUUAAUGCAUCAAACGAGACAAUAUACAUUUGGGAUAGCCGCAAUGACAUUAUUUCUUAGGAUUUAUGUGGUCCCUGCCUUGUGGUUGCCAGCAGCCUUAUAAUGUAUGAAAUACAGUAUGUGAUGAAGAGUAUUCAGUAUUUUUCUACAGGUGCACUA